Cyprinodon variegatus (sheepshead minnow) is the source of this 849-nucleotide messenger RNA. RefSeq names its product optineurin-like. The coding region runs from base 112 to 849 and encodes 245 amino acids. NCBI's taxonomy places the organism in Eukaryota, Metazoa, Chordata, Actinopteri, Cyprinodontiformes, Cyprinodontidae. Gene Ontology annotation, molecular function: K63-linked polyubiquitin modification-dependent protein binding. The transcript is spliced from 5 exons. Gene Ontology annotation, cellular component: Golgi apparatus; nucleus; cytoplasm. Gene Ontology annotation, biological process: Golgi ribbon formation; protein localization to Golgi apparatus; regulation of canonical NF-kappaB signal transduction. The record is from RefSeq and is a predicted model, not a curated record.
CCUGGGGUCUGUGGAUUGCAGACCUGAAAUGACUCAGUACUGUAAAUCUAUGAGACUAUAAACUCUUUCAACUGAAGACAUGUUUCUAAGACCUGACUGUUUCCUCUAGGCAUGAUGGCGUCUGGAGUCCCUGAGACAAUUAGUGACUUAUAUUGCUCUCCUGAAUGGCCCAAGGAGCUGGAUGAGACCAUGAGAUAUGUGAACAUCCUGACUGAGCUGAACCAAAACAUGAAAGUCGCUGUCUGUCAGAACAACCAGACCAUGAAGGAGUGUUUAAAGAACUUGUCUGCCUGGAAGGAAAAACAAAAACAGGAGCAGCAGGUCCUGAAGAACCAACUCAGGGAAACCCAGCUCUCCCUGGAAACAUCAACCCUCCAGAAUGAGGAGCUGCAGCAUCGGCUGACCACUGCGGAGGAAGCGCUGGCUGACAAACAGAAGAAGAUUGAUGAGAUCAAGCAAGAGCUUUUCAAAAAAGAGAAGGAGCUAGAAACUAUUGCUGUCUUAAAGGUCCAGGCUGAUGCCUUCUCCGCAGACUUCUACGCAGAGCGGGAAGCAAAGGAGAGGCUCCAUGAGGAGAAGGAGUGUGUAGCUGCUCAGCUGGAGGAGCUUCAGAAGCGGAACAUGCAGCUGCAGCAGCAGAUAAAGAAAUUGACCUGGUGUUCAUUGAAUGAAAUGCAGCACAGACAUGGAUCUGCUGGAGCGAGCCCACAUGGACCUGAUCCAAGUCUGGUAGAAAGAGGUGCAGGCUGGAGCCAGGAGAACAUUCCUGAACACGCCUGCCCCAAGUGUAAUGAGAUCCUCCCAGACCUGGACUCCCUCCAGAUCCACACCAUGGACUGCAUCAACUAG